UUUAUAAGCAACAAUAGUUAUACUAUUCAUGGGCGGCUUUUCUGAGUUUUGACUCCAAAAAUAACUGUCACCCUUCUUGUCAUUCGCUAUAUAUAAGAACCCCGUUUCUCCAUCUAUGCUUCCUCCGUGAUCAUUUUUUGCUCUUUCUAGCUGUUACUCAUUUUCUUUUGGGGAAGGGGUUGAUAUGCAAGCUCAAGCUGUAUUUGUGGGGUCUGAUCAUCAUCAUCAAGAAGCCUUGAUCAUGAAAGGCAAGCGUACCAAGCGCCAAAGAUCGCCAACCCUGUUUGGUGUCCCGGUGACUUCGAGCUCAUCAAAUGGUGGUGAUGGAGUGGUGGAGGAAUAUAACUCGAUUUCUUCUCCGAUGACAUCCGAUGAGAUUUACGAGAGCACCGAGGAAGAAGAGGAGAUGGCUAAUUGCCUAAUCAUGUUGGCACAAAGUGAAGGUCCCAAAAGGAGUACUGUUGAAGCGAAAUUCAAGAUAGCUACUAAGACAAACAAGGGUGAGCUUUAUGUCCACGAGUGUAAAACUUGUAACCGGUCUUUCCCUUCGUUCCAAGCACUAGGAGGCCAUAUGGCAAGCCACAAGAAGCCUAAAGGCGCCAUUGCAGAGCAGAAAAGACCACUAGUUUUGGCAGUUAAUGAUGCAGUCAUUGCUUUACGAGUAAGCAACAAAAAGGGUAAUAAAAUUCACGAGUGCUCAAUCUGUGGCUCGGAAUUCACGUCCGGUCAAGCCCUCGGAGGUCACAUGAGAAGACAUAGGACAGCAUCAGCAGCUGCUGCAAGCAACCAAGAUGCCAUGAAUGGCGAUGAUGACAUCAAGCCUAGGAAUAUUACGCCUUUGGAUCUUAAUCUUCCUGCACCUGAAGAUGAUGUUAGAGAUUCCAUGUUCGAAUUUGGAACACCCCAACAAGCUAUUGUCUUCUCCACACCAGCUUUGGUAGAUUGCCAUUACUAAACAAGGAAAAUCCUGAACCAAUGUGAAUUAUUUUUUGAAUUUUUUUUUUCUUUUUUACUCAAGGAGUUAUAAUUUUGAAGAUCCACAUGAUCAAGGGGUCACUGUACUGUUCAUGGUUGCCUUUCAUUCACGAAAAGUGAGAGAUGGGGCAUCUUCUAUUUCAUAAAAUUAGGCUUUAGUAUGAUUGGUGGAUGCCGUAAAUUUACAACAUUCCGAUGCUAUACUUUUUUUUGGGGGGGGGGUAUAAAUACAUCAACGUGGAAACCAUUGGCUAUCUAGGGUUUGGAAGCAGCCAAAAGUCAUGGACUAUAUAUUAUAUAUAUAUAUAUUAUUUUAAUGGUACGUCUUGUUUAUAGCUCAAA
This is a messenger RNA of Gossypium arboreum, 1317 nucleotides long. RefSeq names its product zinc finger protein ZAT5-like. The coding region runs from base 185 to 955 and encodes 256 amino acids. The record is from RefSeq and is a predicted model, not a curated record. NCBI's taxonomy places the organism in Eukaryota, Viridiplantae, Streptophyta, Magnoliopsida, Malvales, Malvaceae. The transcript is spliced from 2 exons.